CACAAGGAAAAAAAGCAUGGCAGAUGAGGAGAACUUACCUGCUGGAUGGGAGAAAAGGAUGAGCCGUAGUUCAGGCAAGGUGUACUACUUUAAUCACAUCACCAAUGCCAGCCAGUGGGAACGACCAGUGGGAGACGGCCGUGGAGACCCAGAUAAGGUACGCUGCUCUCACCUCCUGGUGAAACAUGGUCAGUCACGUCGGCCAUCUUCUUGGCGAGAACAAAACAUUACAAGAACUAAAGAUGAAGCUCUGGACCUCAUUCAGAAGUACAUAGAACAGAUCAAAUCUGGACAGGAAAAGUUUGAGUCUUUAGCCUCUCAGUUCAGCGACUGCAGCUCAGCUAAGAAUGGUGGCGAUCUUGGACUUUUCGGCAGAGGUCAGAUGCAGAAGCCAUUUGAAGACGCCUCCUUUGCUCUCAAAGUGGGAGACAUCAGCGGCCCUGUGUUUACUGACUCUGGAGUUCACGUCAUUUUACGCACUGGCUGAAAUCAAGUCACCACUGUACCUCUUCCUGCUCUUGACACAUACCUAGUCCAACUCAGCCAGGCCUGCAAUUUCCUUUUUGACACAUAGAGCCCUGUAAAUAAAGCUUACAGCCUUCAUCACAUCAUUUUAGGUGGGACUAGUAGGUACAAGCACUACUGAAUAAGGAUGAACAGCUUAUCUACUCCUGAAAAUCAAAGAGUAUGCAGAUUAUACCUGAAGACCUCAAGCUUUUAUUAAAAACGUAACGUCGCCAGAUAAACAUUAGUGCCUGCUGAAGUGAGCUUCCCCCCCAUAGAAACACGUGAGAUUAGCAACACAUUUAAAAAGGCUGCAUUUGGUUUGUGUGUCUCAAAAAAAGGACCAUUUACUGUAUGUUUUCUUGUAACUUCUUGCAUUGCGACUGUAUGUGUGCCAAAGCAGUUCCUUUGUCUACAUCACAGUUCAUGAUUAAUAUGUUUAAAAAGUUUAAGACAUUGCACAUGUUUC
Menidia menidia (Atlantic silverside) is the source of this 973-nucleotide messenger RNA. Lineage: Eukaryota; Metazoa; Chordata; Actinopteri; Atheriniformes; Atherinopsidae. The record is from the annotation of a GenBank genome assembly.